AUGGCGAUUUCAGGGGUAAGCGGUCUGCCCAGCGUUUCCCAAACAUGAGUUAUAAACAAAGGAAACAGCUCCUUUCUGCAUCAUCGGAAGACUUUGCCGACGUGGUUCAAGUUGUUAUGUGAAGUUGGAGUCAAUCUAUGGCUUAAAGCUGAGUAUUUUUACCCAGGAAAUGAGGAGAAUCAAACGAGCUCUCUCACUUAAAGGAAAGGGAACAGAUGACACACUUUCCGAGCUCGCGGAGCAAAUGUCAUUUGACGUCAACGGCAAGGAUAAUGGAUUUGAUCAUCACAAUGGACCAGUAAAAGAUGACAUUAGAGGUGAAAGAGGAUUUGAGGCUGCUGAUGAAUUCCUUCAGGUACCCAUGAGGAAACCACGCUCAAAAUCAACUGUUUCAGCCCCAGGUGGCUCCAGCAAACGACUCUCCUUGCCAGUUCUUCAUUAUGGGAUGUCAGUGAAUGACAUUUCAAUGAGAAAAAGCCCAGCCCAUCGGACAAGGAGCUCAACAGAGUUUGGCUCCCACAAGAGUCCUCCUUACGGAAGUGAACAGCAUCUUAGUCGAAGGAGCAGGAGAAUGUCAUUGUCUGAACUUGGUUAUGGAAAAAUGGAAACUUAUAUCAAGUUGGACAAAUUGGGAGAGAGAUCUCAAGCCUCAAAAUCUUCUCAUAAACGAUAAAGGAGAACUAAAACUUGCAGACUUUAGCCUUGCAAGAGCGAAGUCAGUACCAACUAAAACAUACUCUAAUGAAGUUGUAACGUUGUGGUCCAGGGCGAAGGCGGCAGAGUAUGCUGUUUUAGUACCGAGUACAUCUUGUAUUCGCGCGGAGUCUGGUACUUGCAAUGAAUCUUGGGGGCUGGUUACCUCAGAAACUUACGAAGUUACGACUUCACACUUCUCGCAGAAAUGGAAGGUUUUAUCCAACUAGUUACGAUUUUAAUUAAUUUUAUAUGAAAAAAAA
Stylophora pistillata is the source of this 956-nucleotide messenger RNA. RefSeq names its product cyclin-dependent kinase 17. Gene Ontology annotation, biological process: protein phosphorylation. Gene Ontology annotation, molecular function: cyclin-dependent protein serine/threonine kinase activity; ATP binding. Gene Ontology annotation, cellular component: nucleus; cytoplasm. NCBI's taxonomy places the organism in Eukaryota, Metazoa, Cnidaria, Anthozoa, Scleractinia, Pocilloporidae. The record is from RefSeq and is a predicted model, not a curated record.